UCUUCCGGGUCGUGCCCCGGCCUUCGGGAAGAAGCCGCAUGGGUCAGCGCCUCCUGCGCGGCUUCCUUCCGCUGCUGCUGCCGCCGCCGCCCCCCCAGCCCGGGCACCGCAUGCACAGCACGGGGUCCGUCCUGCCCCCCAAGCGGCCCCGCAGCGACCUUAUGGCCCCGCGCCGAAUAGGCACGCACAGCGGCACCUUCCACUGCGAUGAGGCGCUGGCGUGCGCCCUGCUGCGCCUCCUGCCCGAGUUCCGGGAUGCAGAGAUUGUGCGGACGCGGGACCCCGAAAAACUGGCGGCUUGUGACAUCGUGGUAGAUGUGGGUGGCGAGUAUGAUCCUCAGAGACACCGAUAUGAUCAUCACCAGAGGUCUUUCACAGAGACCAUGAGCUCCCUGUACCCCGGGAAGCCGUGGCAGACCAAGCUGAGCAGUGCGGGACUCAUCUAUCUGCACUUCGGGCACAAGCUGCUGGCCCAGUUGCUGGGCACUAGUGAAGAGGACAGCAUAGUGGGCACCCUCUAUGACAAGAUGUACGAGAACUUCGUGGAGGAAGUGGAUGCAGUGGACAAUGGGAUCUCCCAGUGGGAAGUGGGCGAGCCUCGCUAUGCACUGACCACCACCCUGAGUGCCCGGGUUGCUCGGCUUAAUCCCACCUGGAAUCAGCCCAACCAAGAUACUGAGGCCAAGUUCAAGUGUGCGAUGGAUCUGGUUCAGGAGGAGUUUCUGCAGAGAAUCGAAUUCUACCAACACAGCUGGCUGCCAGCGCGGGCCUUGGUGGAAGAGGCCCUGGCCCAGCGAUUCCAGGUAGACUCAAGUGGGGAGAUAGUGGAACUGGCAAAAGGUGGAUGUCCCUGGAAGGAGCACCUCUACCACCUGGAGUCUGAGCUGUCACCCCCGGUCACCAUUGCCUUUGUUAUCUACACCGACCAGGAGGGGCAGUGGCGAGUGCAGUGUGUGCCCAAGGAGCCCCACUCGUUCCAGAGCCGGCUGCCCCUGCCGGAGCCGUGGCGCGGUCUUCGGGAUGAAGCCCUGGACCAGGUCAGUGGGAUUCCUGGCUGCAUCUUUGUCCAUGCCAGCGGCUUUAUUGGUGGGCACCACACCCGAGAGGGUGCCUUAAGCAUGGCCCGUGCCACCUUGGCUCAACGCCCAGGCCUUCCACAGAUCUCCUAAGUCAAUAAAAUUUCUCUCUCA
Talpa occidentalis (Iberian mole) is the source of this 1190-nucleotide messenger RNA. It is a transcript of the gene MYG1, whose product is annotated as MYG1 exonuclease. NCBI's taxonomy places the organism in Eukaryota, Metazoa, Chordata, Mammalia, Eulipotyphla, Talpidae. The transcript has 7 exons. Bases 39 to 1169 code for a protein of 376 amino acids. Gene Ontology annotation, cellular component: nucleus; cytoplasm. The record is from RefSeq and is a predicted model, not a curated record.